This is a messenger RNA of Lindgomyces ingoldianus, 1494 nucleotides long. Its product is annotated as IZH family channel protein-like protein. Lineage: Eukaryota; Fungi; Ascomycota; Dothideomycetes; Pleosporales; Lindgomycetaceae. Gene Ontology annotation, cellular component: membrane. The transcript has 3 exons. Gene Ontology annotation, molecular function: signaling receptor activity. The record is from RefSeq and is a predicted model, not a curated record. Bases 1 to 1494 code for a protein of 497 amino acids.
AUGGCUUGCUCCAGCACGGCUAUCAUGACCUCCUACGAAGAGCCGACGGUGCGCUCUUAUGGAACUUUCAGCAGGGAGGAGCAGAGGCGACGAAGGCACUCUUCGCACCAUACGAACCAUGCAAGGCCAUGGGCGGUAGACUCGGAGAAUGUUCAGAUAUUGCUCGAGAACUUCAUCACCGAGCUCGGCUGCAGAUUAGACUUCCUAGAAUCCUACGGCCACCUUAAAUUCGACGCCGGGGUCGAAUACGCAUACUCGACCCUCCUAGCCGUGCGCGAGUCAUGCUCCAAGAUCUCGGACGGUGCUCUCGAAGCUGGAAAGCGACGCGCUGGCGUCUUUGUGGAGACGCUGGAAGAGCGUUACAAAGAUGCUUUGACGACAAAAGUGACGCUGGAGCAGAAAGUGCAGGAAGGAAUGCGACUAAUGGAGACGUACUUGAGCGACUUCGAGACCCGGGCAUACGCCAUGCGUGAUGCUGGGCUUGGUUCCGUGGCGCAUGAAUUCUACGAAGGGGGGCGUCGGAAGGUAGAUGAAGGAUUUGAGCGCGCAAGGGGUGUCGUAGAUGGCGGAUUACACAAAGCCAGGCGAGCACGUGAGACGAUCGAACUUACAAUCGAGCACGCUGUGGAACGAGCACUAGCCAGGGCAAAAGACGGCCUCAUUCAUUACGAUGAUCUUCCCGCUCCUUGGAGGAUUAAUCCGCACAUCCACAAGGGCUACCGGUUCUCGGAGGGCAAGUGGGAGUGCAUCCGCUCUGUUGUUAGUGUUCACAAUGAGCUCUUCAACAUCUGGUCCCAUGCCAUUGGACUCCUCAUGGUACUGGCCGUGGCAUUCUACUUCUACCCCACGAGUGUUAAUUUUUCUCUCUCGACCAACGCCGACGUAUUCAUCGCCGCAGUCUUCUUCUUCGCAGCCUGCAAAUGCCUCGUCUGCUCCACCAUCUGGCAUACCAUGAAUAGCAUCUCGCACCAAACCCUCCUCGAGCGCUUCGCCUGCGUCGACUACAUUGGGAUCUCGCUUCUCGUCGCAGCCUCGAUCAUGACGACCGAAUACGCUGCCUUCUACUGCGAGCCCACCUCCCGCUGGAUCUAUAUGCUGACCACGGCUGGUCUCGGCUUUGGCGGCGUCAUCCUCCCGUGGCAUCCCACCUUCAACCGACAAGAUAUGGCGUGGGCGCGCGUCCUUUUCUAUGUCUCUCUCGCCGCAACUGGCUUCAUACCUGUCUUUCAACUCGCGACAACCCGCGGUAUUGAGUGGGCGUAUUACUUCUACGCGCCAGUCACGAAGAGCAUUUUAGUGUACCUGACAGGCGCUUGCAUGUACGCGAGCAAAGUGCCUGAGCGAUGGUAUCCAGGGUCAUUCGACUAUGUGUGUAGUUCACACAACAUCUGGCACGUAGCAGUCCUAGGCGGCAUUCUCUUCCACUACACUGCCAUGCAGGACAUGUUCUCGCAAGCCCUAGCACGCGCAGAGAUCCACUGUUCCGUCUACUGA